AUGCACCGGAUCUACGGUCCAAUUGUGCGUGUUAAUCCGUACGAGGUGCAUAUCAAAGACCCGGACUUCUGCAUAGAGGAGUUUUCUCCUGUCAAAAAGCUCGAUAAAUAUGGCUGGUGGUACAGGGUAUUUGGCGGACCUUGGUCUACCAUCAGUACAGAGGAUCACCACAUCCACAAAACGCGGCGCGGCACCUUUCAGAACUUCUUGGCUCCACGUAUGGUCAGAGGCUUUGUGCCUACCAUUGUUGAGAAGUUAAAAAGAGCGAGCGCCAUUAUGGAUCGACACGUGCGAACAGGAAACAUAUUGAACCUGUCAAAUAUCUAUCGGUGCAUGGCAGCGGAUGUUGUAUCGGCAUAUGUCCUACCAACAUCUCUGAAUCUUCUUGAAUCAGAUGAUUUAGGGGAGGAGUUUCAAUCCAGUUUAAGAUUCUUUUUUGAAACAGCCACCACCAUGCGAUAUCUUGGAUUCAUGGAACCUAUCAUUACGAUCAUCCCCUCCAUAAUAUUCAACGCGAUGCUUACUGAGCCAGCAAAAGCUUUAAUAAAGCUCGUAAGGAAAUUAGAAAGCUGCGUCGAUGACGUUAUCCAAAAGGGACCAGAUAUGGACAAAUCGCGGAUAUGUCUUCUUGAACGAAUAAACAACAACAAGCACGAGCAAGAUGAGAUGUUUCGUGAUAGGCUACUUCAAGAAGCAGAGCAAUUUAUUGUGGCUGGUAGCGAAACAACUGGUCAUACGUUAGCGGUGACAACUUUCUACAUUCUUCAAGAUUUGAAUGUUCAAGUAAAGCUACGACAAGAGCUCAUAAACGCAGACAUCGUAUUUGAUGACAAUAUCGAAAUCGCAAAGCUUCAAGCUCUUCCCUAUUUGUCCGCAGUCAUUACUGAAGGGUUGCGGUAG
Trichoderma aggressivum f. europaeum is the source of this 900-nucleotide messenger RNA. RefSeq lists its product as uncharacterized. The record is from RefSeq and is a predicted model, not a curated record. Lineage: Eukaryota; Fungi; Ascomycota; Sordariomycetes; Hypocreales; Hypocreaceae. The transcript has 4 exons. Gene Ontology annotation, molecular function: oxidoreductase activity, acting on paired donors, with incorporation or reduction of molecular oxygen; heme binding; iron ion binding. Bases 1 to 900 code for a protein of 299 amino acids.